Chelonia mydas (Green sea turtle) is the source of this 1560-nucleotide messenger RNA. RefSeq names its product GRAM domain-containing protein 2B. The transcript is spliced from 13 exons. The record is from RefSeq and is a predicted model, not a curated record. Lineage: Eukaryota; Metazoa; Chordata; Testudines; Cheloniidae. The coding region runs from base 384 to 1436 and encodes 350 amino acids.
GCUGCCAGCCUGGCUUUGGCGUGUGCUGGCAUGUGCCAUGCGUGUUUGUGCACGGCUGUGGGCGACGGGAGGAAGGCAUAUAAAGAUGAUCUCAGAGCCGGCAGUGGUGCAGAGGCAGGUUUGCCAUGCUUGGAUUUCCUUGAAGGCGGAAAACACCUGCUGGCCGGUCGCCGGGGAAACCGUCACGAGGAACAGAGUCCGGAGUCACUGUGGCUAGGAACGAGCAGCCCUUGGUGCGCCAGGGCCUCUCAGCGUCGACAUCAGCGCAGGCUUCCUGCGGGCAAGUCCCCCGGGCCAGCCCAGUCCCAGCCAGCGCCAGACUCUGAGCUUUGAACUCGCCUUCUGCCGAGUUGCAGACGGACAGACAGGAGCGCGGCCAGGGGAUGAGGGAAGCGUGUCCGAUGGAGCCCCAGCUCAAUGGAGCGGACAAUGCCCUGGGCGAGGCGCGGGAGCCCGGCCUGGCUGACCCUGCCGCCAGCUCUGGGAAACUCAAGAAGAGCAAGAAGAAGAUGCUGGAGCUGAAGAAGUGGCAGAGCCUGGAGGAGACGGGGAGCGAUGUCCCCCGGCCAAGGAAGCACCCCAGCCUCUCUAGAUCAAAGACCUAUGACCUGUCUUUCUCCAAAGAGACUGAACAGGAGCCGGCUCUGAGCAGGCAGAGGGCCACCUCGUCCUCUUUAGCCAAGCGCCUGGCGAGCUACCACAAGGCCUUCAAGGAGAUGCCCGAGGAGGAGUCCCUACUGGACAGUGUCUCCUGUGCCUGGCAGAGGGAAGUCCCCUAUCACGGGCGCCUCUACGUCUCCCAGAACUACAUCUGCUUCCACUGCAGCAUGCUGCUCCGGGACGUCAAGGUGGUGAUCCCCGUCUCCUCCAUCGCCAUCCUCAAGAAGGCCAACACGGCGCUGCUGGUGCCCAACGCCCUCAGCAUUCGGACCGUGGAGGGUGAGAAGUUUCUCUUUGUCUCGAUGCGGACCCGGGAGGCCACGUACCAGCUGCUGCGAUCGGUCUGCAAACACCUGCAGGACGGGAGCACGAGCACCAGCCCCCUGGCCUCGCCCGCCAACAACAGCUCCGAGCAGCUCUGCGAGAAGUCUCUGACCUCGAGCCAGUCGGACCUGGAGCUGAACCCACCCGAGUCUGACGGCCUCCUGGACCAGCAAGACGGGCUGGGCCCGAAGCAGAGCAGAGAGGGUGAGGAGAUGGCAGUGCCGAGCAAAGAGGGGGCGUGGCCAGGCAGGCAGACGAAGAAGACGCCCAGGGGCUGGUGGGCGCAACUGAGCACCCUCAACGUCGUCAUCCUCAUCUACCUGCUGCUGGUGGUGGUGUUGCUGCUGUCCUCGGGGUACAUCGGCUUCAGGAUCGUGGCCCUGGAGCAGCAGCUGAUGUCAAUGGGGGCCUGGCCAGAGCUCAACCUGCAGCACCAAUACAAGACGACCUGAAACCAGGAUGGAGUCAGGCUGCACUCAGCGCCAGAGCCUCGUGCCCCCGAAGGACCAGGCUUGCUGCUGGCAGAUGCCACCCUUAAAAAUGGGCUGGAAUCCCAUGGCCACGCAUCAGCUCUCC